Molecule: messenger RNA, 1197 nt
Organism: Colletotrichum graminicola M1.001
Lineage: Eukaryota; Fungi; Ascomycota; Sordariomycetes; Glomerellales; Glomerellaceae
Product: tat pathway signal sequence
Exons: 3
Coding region: 1-1197 (398 amino acids)
Molecular function (GO): carbonate dehydratase activity; zinc ion binding
Source: RefSeq, a predicted model, not a curated record
AUGGCUUCCCGUAUCUUUACCGCCGGCCUCUUCGCCGCCUCCGUCUCCCAGGUGCUCGCCUCGUGCGCCUACGGAACGCACAUUGACCCCCGUGCCGAGGGUGGCAAGGUCAAGGUCAACAACUUUGCUUACACCGGUAGCACCGGUCCCCUGAACUGGGUCGCUCUGGACGCCACCGCCAACGCCCUCUGCGCCACCGGAACCACCCAGUCCCCCAUCGACAUGGUCGCCGGCGCCUUCAAUGUUAUCCCCGGCAGCUCCAUCAACCUCGAGAUCCCCGAUAUGGCCGAGGGAACCGAGUUCGAGAACCUUGGAACCACCGUCGAGGUUAUCGCCAAGGGCGGAUCGAUGCAGGUCGCCGGCAGCAACUUCACCCUGCAGCAGUUUCACUUCCACUUGCCUAGCGAGCAUCUCGAUUCUGGAAAGAGCAUGGCCAUGGAGAUGCACAUGGUCUUCGAGGGCGCCAACCAAGAGAUUGCCGUCAUUGGCACUUACAUCGACCUGGAGCGGGGUGCCGCCGCUGCCGCUCCUGUCGCAGAGGCCCCCGUCACCGAGGGUGCUGCUGGAGGAAAUGCCACCGUCGAGCGCCGCAGCAAGCUGUCACGCCGUGCCGCCGCUGGUGCCGCCGCUGGUGCCCCCAAGGCCAUCCCCCUGAUGGGCACCACCCCUCUCAAGGUCGAGGCCGAGGCUGCCGCUUCUUCCAACCUGCUCGAGACCGUUUUCUCUUCCCUCGACGCCAUCAAGGAGCCCGGAACCGUCACCCAGACUGGCGCCCUGAACAUGCAGGAGGUUGUCAGCCUGCUCUCUGCCGGCAGCUUCCAGAGCUACAUGGGUUCCCUCACCACUCCCCCCUGCAGUGAGGGUGUCCAGUGGCUUGUCUCGACCCAGCGUCUCAUGGUCAAGCCCGAGACUUUCAUCGCCGUCCGCGAUGUCAUUGGCUUCAACUCCCGGUUCCCUCAGAACACCCUUGGCCAGGAGAACAUCCUUCAGGUUGCCCAGAAGACCAUCGCCGGUGCCAACAUUGCCAACCCCGUUGUUGCUGCGCCUGUCGCCGCGGCACCUGCCGCCAAGGUCCCCGCCGCUGAGGCACCUGCCGCCGAGGUCCCCGCCGCCGAGGCACCUGCCACCGAGGCCCCUGCCGUUGAGGCACCCGCCGCUGAGGCUCCCAAGGCUGCACCCGCUGCCGGCCAUGCUUAG